AAAAUAUUCUCCGCUUAGUUCAUUUUUAAUUAUUUAUGCAUCAGAAUAUCAUACCAAUUAAUAAAUUUGAAAUGUAAAUAUAACCUAAACUCGAAUGUACACAUGCUCGUUAUCGUUGAAUAAAUAUUGUUUAUUUAAAACUUGUAUUAUGCAUAACUGUCAUCAAUUAAUGUAAUAUGAAAAAUGAAGAAAAUCACAAAAAGAAUUCAAGAACGACAACAGGAGAAAAAAAGAGCUUUAUAUGUUCGCCUUCCGCAUACGAUAAAAGAUGAGGAAGAUGUAGCGAAAUUAUUUACUGGUAAUUUCAAAGUAAAUCUUCUUCGACAAUCUAGAAGAUACUGCUAUGUAAUAUUUCCUAGUCGAAGGGAGAAAGACAAAAAUUGGAAAGCAGUAAAAGAUAUAAAAAUAGAUGGAAAACGUGUGGUUGUUGGUCCAGCGAUAACUAAAGUUGAGAAGAAACCUCCUACAAUAAGAAAAAAGAUUGUUAUACCCAAAAUAAAACCAGAUACCAAAGUAACAAGACACUUGUUUGUGUCAAAUAUCAAAUGUGGAACAAAGCGUGAUGAACUGAGGGCAGCUAUUCCAGGUUGUCUGACUAUUAAAAUGUUGGAACCAUAUUCAGAACAAUCUAGAGCUGCAAUAAUUAAAAUGGAAAGUGCUCAAGCAGCAGCAGAGUAUUUAAGAAAAGUGAGAGAAGCACCAACUGUGGCAGGGAGAAAAUUAAGAAUAAAUCCUGAUACUAGAAAUAGGCGCAGUAAAUGUACACCCUUCAAAAUUUAUGAUGAACAUGGCAAAUCAAUACAAGGGCCAGAAUUCAAAGAAAACUGAAUUUUUGGAUUAUAUUGUACUUUCAAAUAUAACAAACAUUUUUCUGUUUUUUAUCAAA
Molecule: messenger RNA, 886 nt
Organism: Ceratina calcarata
Lineage: Eukaryota; Metazoa; Arthropoda; Insecta; Hymenoptera; Apidae
Exons: 3
Coding region: 184-828 (214 amino acids)
Molecular function (GO): nucleic acid binding
Source: RefSeq, a predicted model, not a curated record